GCCGCCCCCUAAAUCUUAUGCCGCGGCAGCUGUUGGUGUGAGACCGUUGAUAGCAAAUGACAUCGAUAUCGCUGUUUAAAUCGGCUCACCAUUGGCUACACAUAUAUCUAGAAGAGUCGUUCAUCCUGGGGGAUCGCGACAAGCAAUACUGCAGAUGCGCGAAUGGAUCAGCGCGUGCGACGGAAACCACAUCUCCUGUAAUAUCCUUUCAGAGACGCCCUUACCGAACCGAGUGAUCGAAGUCACCAAUCCGGUGCGCCUACGAAUCUCAGCCGGGAUGAGAGCGAAAUACGUGACUUUGAGCCACCGAUGGCGUUCCAAGCCCUUCCUGCAAUUAACAACCUCAAACAUUGAUUUGCUGCAGCAAGGCAUCUCACUAGAAGGACUACCAGAGACCUUCCAGGACGCUAUUCAGGUUACGAAGGAGCUCGGCAUCCGCUAUCUUUGGAUUGACUCGUUAUGUAUUGUCCAGGAUGAUUUGAACGACUGGAAGCGAGAAGCAAAGCGUAUGGCCAGCAUCUAUCAAAACUCGUAUUGCACUUUGGCAGCAACGAUGUCACACAAUGGAGAAUCAUUCUUGAAUCAAAACGUGAAUGGUCAAUCACCUGGGUACGCUUUUGAUAUUGAUAAGAAAAACCCGGCCGCCGGUCAAUUCUACAUGGUUCAAGUGGUUCUUCCGGAUCCACGUAAUCAAAUCCGCGAUCAAGAACUCAAUCAUCGUGGGUGGGUCUUUCAAGAACGUCUGCUCUCAAAACGGCUUAUACAUUUCGCUCGGCAUCAGAUAUACUGGGAAUGUAGUACCGAAGCUUCAUCCCAGGACGGCAACAUAUUUAGCAAGGUUAACUUUGCUGAUUUUCUUUUCCCACUGCCUGCGCUUGCCAAGGCUCUUACCCCUCACAAUUCUCGGCCCGUAUCUGAAGCAGAGAUUGACCGCCUAUGGUUGCACAUUGUCGAACACUACUCUGAAUGCCAGUUCACCAACGAGCAAGAUCGUUUGCCAGCAAUUUAUGGUCUCGCUAAUUAUUUGAGGUCGUUCAACCCUAGGAGGAAGUAUAUUGCUGGACAUUGGUUCGAGUCAAUCAGUGGCCGCAUCCCGCCUACGGUAUUCUGGAUCCCGGCCUCACCCCCAGGAGAAUCCAUGAGACUGCCUGGGCCAUCUUGGUCCUGGUCUUCCUUUCUCGGUGGAGUUACAUUUCAGGGUUCGUCGGUCCAUGUAGAGCCCGAGCUGGAGAGUUGGGAAACAAUCCUCGAUGAGGAAUGGAACCACGACGUGACACUCAACAUUCGAGGCAAGAUUCGCCUAUUUAGGCUCGGAUCCUCAGCCGAGGGGUCACGAUUGUCUGCAUUGCUUGCGGAAUCUGAAAGUGGGGACGUGCCACCAUCUGUUGCGGGCAAUAUCACCUUGGACUACCCUGGCCACAAGCCGCAAUACGCUCACUGUUUAUAUCUAACCGAAGACUUUGCGGGAUAUGUGAAGAUGCUUGCGCUGGAAAGGACCACUAAACCACACACAUAUAGAAGAAUCGGAAUUGGCUCGAUGUCGCAGCAAUUUGCUUGGCUCUUUCGAUCAGUGCCGGUAGCAAGGCUCGUACUAAUAUAAUAGUCUAUCACUUCCAAGGCACGACUGGCCGGCACCUUAAGCUUAAUUUCUCUAGGGUCAGCUUGAGCCGGCUGGCUCGUUCGAGAAGCCGGCGGUUGUCAAAGCAUC
Messenger RNA from Truncatella angustata, 1708 nucleotides. Its product is annotated as heterokaryon incompatibility protein-domain-containing protein. The transcript has 2 exons. Bases 155 to 1600 code for a protein of 481 amino acids. Lineage: Eukaryota; Fungi; Ascomycota; Sordariomycetes; Amphisphaeriales; Sporocadaceae. The record is from RefSeq and is a predicted model, not a curated record.